GACCGUGUCUCUAUUCUGCCAAUCUACUUUCGAAACGUGUCUCCACACUUUCCAUUUUGGUUCCCUCCGUUUCGCUCUUCGUUCCAUCCUCUCGUUUCCUCCCUCAAUCGCGCACCCCUCCCGGCGCCGGCGACGAAGAAGGUGAAACUGAGAGUGGACUGAAUGGUCUGCUGUUCUAUUGCGGAGACAGCACGGUCGCGUCUUUCCUGAAUUGUCUGCAGUCUCGUCUUGCGGCUGGAUCGGCUUGUCUCUGAGUUGAUUGAUUCUAGCAAAGAAGAAGCAACACUGGCUGUAAUGAGAGGAAGCCUUUUGACUAACCGUCGCGGGUUGCAGAGAUUUCGGCAACUCGCAAUUACUGCCGCUGGAUCUAUUAAGAUCAAGCUCUUACUCUGCUGUUGCAUAGUUUUUACGCUGCUUGCGCUUGCUGGACGCGCACCGGAUUUCAUGAGAUGGACCAAACACGGUGUUUAUGCUGAUCAAUUCUCUGUUCCAGGGAAAGGUUAUGCUAUAUUAAUCAACACAUGGAAGAGAUAUGAUCUGUUGAAGCAGUCAAUUUCCCACUAUUCAUCUUGUGCUGGGCUUGAUUCUAUACAUAUUGUGUGGAGUGAGCCCAAUCCUCCUUCAGAAUCUCUUGUUAAGUAUCUAAAUCAUGUUCUACAAUCAAAGUCCAAAGGUGCUAAGCAGGCUGAAUUGAAAUUUGAUAUCAACAAAGAAGAUAGUUUGAAUAAUAGAUUCAAAGAAAUUAAGGAUUUGAGGACCGAUGCUGUUUUCUCAAUUGAUGAUGAUGUUAUAUUUCCUUGCUCUUCGGUGGAAUUUGCUUUCAAUGUUUGGCAGAGUGCCCCAGAUACGAUGGUGGGCUUUGUGCCCCGUGCGCAUUGGUUUGAUCGAUUGGAAGGUAAAAAAGAUUAUUUCACAUAUGGCGGAUGGUGGUCUGUUUGGUGGACGGGUACAUAUAGCAUGGUACUCUCUAAGGCAGCCUUUUUUCACAAAAAGUAUCUCACCUUAUAUACAAAUGAGAUGCCAGCAUCUAUCAGAGAAUACAUAACCAAGAACAGGAAUUGUGAAGAUAUUGCAAUGUCCUUUCUCAUUGCAAAUGCAACUGGAGCUCCACCUAUCUGGGUGAAAGGCAAGAUAUUUGAGAUUGGAUCUACUGGAAUUAGUAGCUUGGGAGGUCAUAGUGAAAGAAGAACUACAUGCAUUAACAGAUUUGUGGCGGAGUAUGGACGAAUGCCUCUGGUAUAUGCAUCUGUUAAAGCGGUUGAUAGCCGCCGCACCUGGUUUUGGUGAUGCUGGAGAUUCCACUAUAUUUGAAUUGCAGAAUUUCCACACCUAUUUUGGGUAAUCCUUUGAGCGAUUCCAAUUCUUUUUGAAUUUGUAUAAUAGUUUAUUUCGAAGCUAGUUUAACAUGCGUAGAUUGAUUACUAAUAUGCUCACCAUGUAACUAGAAGAUAGUUGCCACUAGUAGUAAUGUAAAAUACAUCAUAACUCCUGAAUCUUACUAAAGAGUCUUAGUUGUAGAAUGAAACACUCCUUUCAUGUAUAAAUCUGACCUACCAAUGUGGGGUAAGCUUUGUUAUUAGAUUAAGCCGCUUGUGUUUCAUGGACU
This is a messenger RNA of Manihot esculenta (cassava), 1606 nucleotides long. Its product is annotated as glycosylinositol phosphorylceramide mannosyl transferase 1. Bases 295 to 1287 code for a protein of 330 amino acids. Gene Ontology annotation, cellular component: membrane. The transcript has 5 exons. Gene Ontology annotation, molecular function: glycosyltransferase activity. The record is from RefSeq and is a predicted model, not a curated record. Lineage: Eukaryota; Viridiplantae; Streptophyta; Magnoliopsida; Malpighiales; Euphorbiaceae.